Messenger RNA from Pseudovirgaria hyperparasitica, 1557 nucleotides. Its product is annotated as FAD-binding domain-containing protein. The record is from RefSeq and is a predicted model, not a curated record. Bases 1 to 1557 code for a protein of 518 amino acids. The transcript has 3 exons. Gene Ontology annotation, molecular function: FAD binding. NCBI's taxonomy places the organism in Eukaryota, Fungi, Ascomycota, Dothideomycetes, Acrospermales, Acrospermaceae.
AUGCAUUUCUCCUCGAUCAUCGCGAGUUCCUUGGUUGGAUGGACAGCCCAUGCUGCAUCUAUCACGAAAGUCGUCGCUCGAGAUAACCCUUCUGCGGAAUUCGCCGAAACCUUGUUGAAGCAGUCCAAAUCAUGCUGCAACGUCAUGGACCAGUUUCUUCCUGGAAAGGUUCUGUUUCCUGACAAUGCGCUCUACGCGACGUCUCAGCAAUCCUUCUGGUCGAUGCAAGAAGUGGACCUCACACCAACAUGCAUUGUAUCUCCUUCUUCAGCAAAUGAUGUGGCUGUUGGUGUCCUUAUCUUGAGUGUUGGAGACAAGCUAGGUAUCACGGACUGCAACUUCGCUGUGCGUAGCGGAGGACAUACACCAUGGGGUGGUGCUGCGAACAUCGACGAAGGUGUGACAUUCGAUCUACAGAGUCUCAAUCAGGUCGACAUUGCGUCAGAUCGAAAGACUGCGUCCAUAGGGCCUGGGAACAGAUGGAGAAACAUUUACCCCAAACUCGACGCUGUUGGACUUGCUAUGGUCGGUGGGCGCGUGGCUCCCGUAGGUGCAGGUGGUUUGAUCCUUGGAGGGGGCAUCUCGUAUUUCUCUCCGCGGAAAGGAUUCUCAUGCGACAAUGUUGUAAACUUCCAAGUAGUCGUUGCACCUGGUGUUAUCCUCGAUGCCAACAAAGACAAGAACGCGGAUUUGUUCAAGGCUCUGAAGGGCGGUUCCAACAAUUUCGGUAUUGUUACUCGCUUUGACGUGAGCAUUUUCGAGCAAGGCGAGCUUUGGGGUGGUACUGUCAUAACAGAUGUCAGCCAGAUGGACAAGAUCAAUGAAUUCUUCGAGGGAUUUGCCGCGAGCGAUGGUUACGAUGAGUAUGCAUCUUUGAUAACCACCUACGGAUUCUCGAAUACGUCAUCACCUUGGGUACACUCUUCGAACGUCAUCUACACCAAGCCUGAGGAAAAUCCACCCGUAUACAGAGGUCUCACAUCCCUGCCACAGCUGCUCAAUACCACAAGGAUUAGUACUUUGGCGCCUUUGACAGAGGAGAUUGCUGCUAGUACAGAGGUUGCCAUGCAAGGAAGAUAUUACUUCUCGACUUUAAGCUACAUCAACAGUGCUGCAUACAUGAAAGCUUUUUUCGAGCUUUGUGAUGAGUGGCAAAAGACUGUUAGUGAUGUUGAAGGCCUUUUUGGAGCCGUAACAUAUCAGCCGAUACCAAAAGCUAUCACCUCGAAGGGCGCGAAACAAGGUGGCAACGUACUUGGGCUUGACAAUGCUCCAGAUAUUGUUAACGCAUUACUUGGUGUUUCUUGGGCCAACAAAGCAGACGAUGAGAGGAUCAACGCGAGCUUGAAAGACCUUUACACCAAGGCCAAGGCCAAGUGUGUCGAGAUGGAGGUCGAUCACCCGUACGUCUACCUCAAUUACGCGUUGCCUUGGGACAAGCCAAUUGCGGGUUAUGGAGAGGCCAAUGUGGCUUUCUUGAAAAAGACGUCAAAGAAAUAUGACUAUGCAGGUCUCUUCCAGAGAAGAUGCCCGGGAGGCUUCAAGCUUGACGACUGA